Messenger RNA from Hipposideros armiger (great roundleaf bat), 3302 nucleotides. It is a transcript of the gene ERI3, whose product is annotated as ERI1 exoribonuclease family member 3. Gene Ontology annotation, molecular function: 3'-5'-RNA exonuclease activity; nucleic acid binding. Bases 1960 to 2850 code for a protein of 296 amino acids. The record is from RefSeq and is a predicted model, not a curated record. NCBI's taxonomy places the organism in Eukaryota, Metazoa, Chordata, Mammalia, Chiroptera, Hipposideridae. The transcript is spliced from 8 exons.
CUGGUUGAUGCAUGCGGGGUGAGGGUCCCGGCGCGCACAGUGUGUGCAGCCUGGGGUGCUAGCCCAUGUGCUCACCCUGGAUGCAUGAUCUACUGAGUAACGUUCAGGCAGAGAGGGAAGGGGCAGGGCUUUGCAAGACAGACUGGAUGAGGUGAUUAAGGGUGCUGAUUUAUUACAUGGGAUUACCAGGGAAGAGGAAGAGAGGUUUGACCAGAGAGAAUAUAUCGAAACCCAACAAGGAGAUAGUAAGAUAGACCAUCCUCUUUCCCUCUCCCCAACACCCACACAUACACACAAGGUUAGCAGUUUACCUCUUAGGAGCGGUGGUAGUAGUGAUGAUGGAAGGAGUGAAUUAGGGGCCUUAACAGGGCUAGUUUUGUGUUUGCUUUUCCUGCAAAUGUUAUAGCAACAGGUGCUUUCUUUCCAUGAAGUUAGAUUAGGGCUUGACUGCAAGUUCUUGUAAAAUAUAACUGCUUCUUGUUGACUUGGAAGAUGCUGAAUGUGCCCCCUCAUUGGGGGUUUGGAUACUGCCCUUAGGGCUGGUUUUUGCAAACUGAUAGUGCCUAUCAUUGUGUCUGCUACAGACCUCUGGCCACUUCCAGGGCAUUAGCUCUUGUCAGACAUGUUAUCAGUCUCCUGGCUGAAGGGCAAAAAACCACGAAUCCCAUUGGCUAGAGACUACACUAUUUGAACUAUACUAGGUUGUGAUUGGCUGAAUGAUUUUUGAUUGUAGAGUUUCUACCAGAAAUUGGCUUCAUCAAAUUCUGCUUUAUUCUGACUUUAUCAUACACAGCAUGCCUUGUUUUAGUGGGUUCAUGCCUGGAGCUUAAGUAUAUUAUACCUGAAUCCCCUACCAUUUAAAAGUCAAUUUAUAAACAGGGACUUGGAGUGUGACUCCACUAAUGUGUGUGUGAUCUUGGUUAGAAACCCACUUGGCUGCCUUUCAUCAAAAGAGACGCGAGGUGGGGGAAGGGAACUGCCGAGAAGUGAUUGAUAAGGUUUCUUUUAUGGAUUCUGUGGUGCUUCACUGGAGCUCAGAGCACUUUGGCAACUUAAGCACUCCAAAUUAAAAGCUCAUUAACAAUUCCUGCCCAAAGAUCCUGUAAAUAAUCAGCUAGCUAGGUCACAGAGCUUGGCUGAGAGCUCUCCUUCCAACUUGAAGUUUCCGAAUAAAAGUGCUUUUAUUCCCCUUUCAUUUUGAAAAGUGUUUUCUUUGUGGUGGGGUAAGGUGAUGAGUGGCAUUCUCCCAUGGGAUCUGAGUAGAAUAAAGUUUUGAAUAUGUAGAGUGGUAGACAGGAAUAGAUUGGUUCCAAACCUAGGUGUUUCUUUGGGUAAAGGGCAUUGCUAGCUUACAAGGGCACCUUUGCAUCUUCUAGUCUUUUGGAGGAUCUGAAUUAGGUGAUAAAUAUAAUAGGUGUUCAUUGAUGAUUUGACUUGGGACCUGGUUACCUUGACUUUCUUAGAACUUGAGACAGACUUGGAAGUAUCCUGCAAGUGUUACCUGAUCUGUGUGGCCAUUUGCAAUAUGGCUUGUAGGUUUGUGGCAACCAACCCCUCCUCCAAUCCUGGCCUCAGUUCCUGAGUUCUGAAUAUUGUGAGCCUUAUUAGUGUCCGCUCUUUGACUAGACUAGGAUUGUUGGAUUAUCCAGAAAGCCAACACUUUGUGGCCAUCUUUCUCAGUUCAAGCUCAGAUAUUGUAAAUGUUUAGUGUUUCUAGGAGGUAAGUCUCCUAAGGGAAAAAAGUAUGCUACUAGAGAACACGAAAUUCAUCAUUCCAAAAAUAUACAGUACUAGUAGCUUCUGAAAUCUCUGUAUGGGCACUGUCCUUCCACAUAGAUAACUGUUAUCCCAAAAUAGUUUGAGUUGGGGAGUUUGAAGUAUAGUGUGGUCCUUAAAUUGUUUCAGAUAGCAGCCCCCUGGGGAUUUGAUCCUUUGUACUGAAAUAGACUUGUUGCAGAGAUGUGUAUUUAUCCACAGCAUUGGGGCUUUCCAGCUCUCACAGAACCUUCAGCAUCCCCAGCUACCAGCCUUGGUGUCUUUGAAGUAAGGAGAGAUGCUUCUGGAUGUUCAAUGCUAGCACCUUUACAGACUGGAGCAGCUCGAUUUUCUUCAUAUUUACUUUCAAGAGCAAGAAAAGUGCUGGGCUCCCAGUUGUUUUCUCCCUGUGGUGUUCCGGAGUUCUGCUCCAUAUCCACCAGAAAGCUGGCGGCCCACGGCUUUGGCGCAUCCAUGGCAGCAAUGGUGUCCUUCCCUCCCCAGAGGUAUCACUACUUUUUAGUGCUGGACUUUGAGGCCACGUGCGACAAGCCACAGAUUCAUCCUCAGGAAAUCAUUGAGUUCCCCAUCCUGAAGCUAAAUGGCCGGACCAUGGAGAUCGAGUCUACCUUUCACAUGUAUGUCCAGCCCGUAGUCCAUCCACAGCUUACUCCCUUCUGUACAGAGCUCACCGGGAUCAUUCAAGCCAUGGUGGAUGGUCAGCCAAGCCUGCAGCAAGUGCUGGAGAGGGUCGAUGAGUGGAUGGCGAAGGAAGGCCUCUUAGAUCCAAACGUCAAGUCAAUUUUUGUCACCUGUGGAGACUGGGACUUAAAAGUCAUGCUCCCAGGCCAGUGCCAGUACUUGGGCCUGCCAGUAGCAGAUUACUUCAAGCAGUGGAUUAACCUGAAAAAGGCUUACAGCUUCGCCAUGGGCUGCUGGCCCAAGAAUGGACUUCUAGACAUGAACAAGGGCCUCAGCCUGCAACACAUAGGUCGGCCCCACAGCGGCAUUGAUGACUGCAAGAACAUUGCCAACAUCAUGAAGACACUUGCUUAUCGAGGCUUCAUCUUCAAGCAGACAUCAAAGCCGUUCUGAUUGGCCGAGGACGGGAUGGGACAGGACAGGGUAGCUGCUUGGCCCAGCCCAGAACCCUCCUCUCCCUCACCAGAGAGGAAAAGGGAGAGUGAGUGGCACAGCUCUAAGUCCAGAGUGUCCCCCAGCCUGCCCUGUGGGCUUGCGCCCUAGGUAAGGGCUUGGCCACUUGGCCCCUCUGGAGCAGACACUUUGUGCCCCCCACCCCUACCCCUCAACCUCAGCCCAGUAUUAGCCCCUCCCAUUGUGGGCCUGGGCUAGGGGGACCCAGGUUCUCACCGCCUCCUCCCUGGUACACAGGUUUCUGUUGGGGCCACCAAGCCCCCCCUGUGCCCCCUCCCAUCCGUAGUGCAUGGUGUGCGGUGCCCCCAGGGCUCCAGGACAGAUCAGGCCCCACCCUGUGUCUAUCCCAUCCCCGCUGUGAACGUGCCACUGAAUAAAGUCGGGGAAAUGAG